Molecule: messenger RNA, 2572 nt
Organism: Arachis ipaensis
Lineage: Eukaryota; Viridiplantae; Streptophyta; Magnoliopsida; Fabales; Fabaceae
Source: RefSeq, a predicted model, not a curated record
GUUCGCUUCUUCUCACGUUGUCAGUUCUGUCCUCCCCGCCGUCCAGCCCACUGCUCGCUUGUGGUCUCCAUUUGCUAACCGCCCCUUUCUUCUGUGUUCUUCCGUCUCUUCUAUUCCUCUCUGUCGCCUAUGUCACCUCUGUUCUGAGCUGCCCUUUUGCCGUCGCAUCUGCCGUUGUCUCCUCUCUUGCCGCCGGCGCCGACGGUUCUGAUUUGCCGUUGAGCUUAUCUUCUCUGGUCAAGGAGUGUUUUUUGGAAGCAGAAGCAGCGUAGAAAGCUUGUGAGGAGCCAACUCUUAUUAUCAAUAGUUUUGGGUGUAGAUCCAAUUUCAGUAUGGCUUCAUUUGGAUUAUACCAAACGAGAAAGAAAAGAUUGUAAUUUUGUGCAACUGAGGGCUUAACAAGAAGAUUCCCCCUAUUGAGCGCGAACAGAGGCGCUUGUUCACGUCAACCGCAGAACCCCGUUCUUUCCAAAGAGCAGCGAGUUGUGUUGUCUGCAAUUGCAGUUUCAACACUUCCAGGAGACGGGAUCACUGUCGAUCCUGUGGGAGAACUUUGUGGAACGAAAAUUCAUCAAAUCAAAUGGCUUUUACAUUAUUCUUUUCAAAGUCAAUUUUGGAUCUUCUUCUGUGAUCAUCCUCCUGGUACAGUCCCCAGUCUCAAUCCUCCAGGAAGGAGGAUCUGCAAUCCAAUGCAUGGGUACAGUCGCUUGGGUGGAGGAGCACGUUCCAGCAGCUCGCCGCCACUGUCCCCACGUUUCCGCCAUGGCCGGAGCAAGGGCAGCAGCUGCAGCAGAGGUUCAUCAAAGGAGGACACUAAUUGGAUGGAGAAAUUGGCCUUUCUUCUCAUGUCGGCAGUUUUCAGAAGGAGAGGGUUGCUUUUGUUUGCGCCCUUGUUGUAUAUUUCGGGGAUGUUGCUGUACAUGGGUUCUUUGAGCUUUGAUGUUGUGAGUAUAAAAGAUGGUGUUGUUGUUGUGCACAAGCGUGCUCCUCCCGGUUCAGUUUAUAGAAGUCCUCAGGUCUUUGAAAAGCUAUGGCCUUUCAUGGUGGAUGAGGGUGCUCAAGCCAAUGCUAAUGCCACUGGAAAUGCGUUGAUGAAAUCAUGGAAUCUAAAGGAGCAUAAAGGGUGGAAGCCUUGUGCUAACAAAAGUGUUCCUCAAACAGAUAUGUGAUGCUGUUGCUGUUGCUGGACUACUAAAUGCAACUCUUGUUAUUCCAAUAUUUCAUUUAAACAGUGUGUGGCGAGACAAAAGGCUUCUAUUCAAUAAUAACAUAAGUAACAUUGUCAAUCUUAGAGUUAAAGCUUGGUCUAGUCCUGCUCACUAUCUUCAGAAGGUCCUUCCUCAACUAUUAGAAAUGGGAGCUAUUCGCAUUGCACCUUUCUCCAACAGAUUAGCUCAGGAUGUACCCUCAAAAAUUCAAGAGCUUAGGUGCUUUGCCAAUUUUGGAGCUCUCAGAUUUUCAGAAUCUAUAAGAACACUUGCAGAAAGCAUGGUUAAUCGGAUGGUUGAACAUAGCUCCCACAGUGGAGGGAAAUAUGUUUCUGUGCAUCUUCGAUUUGAGGAGGAUAUGGUUGCAUUUUCAUGCUGUGAGUAUGACGCUGGGGAGGAGGAGAAGCAUGAAAUGGAUAUUGCUCGCGAAAGGAGUUGGCGAGGCAAAUUCAGGAGAAGACAUAGGGUAAUAAAGCCUGGUGUAAAUCGGGUUGAUGGAAGAUGCCCAUUGACUCCUUUGGAGGUGGGAAUGAUGCUUAGAGGAAUGGGUUAUGAUAAUACAACCUCCGUAUAUGUUGCAGCAGGAAAGAUAUAUAAAGCACAGAAGUACAUGGCACCACUCAGACAGAUGUUUCCACGAUUACAAACCAAGAAUACACUGGCUACUCCAGAAGAGCUUGCUCAAUUCAUGGGCUACUCUUCUAGGUUGGCUGCUCUUGAUUAUACCGUUUGCCUACACAGUGAAGUCUUUGUUACAACCCAGGGUGGAAAUUUUCCACACUUCUUGAUGGGUCACAGACGCUAUAUAUAUGGAGGACAUGCAAAGACAAUUAAACCUGACAAGCGAAAAUUGGCUCUACUAUUCGAUAAUCCUAACAUAAGGUGGGAAGUUUUCAAACAACAAAUGAAAGACAUGCUUCAUCACAGUGAUCAAAAGGGCAUCGAGUUGAAAAAGCCUGGUGCUUCUCUUUAUACGUUUCCCAUGCCAGAUUGCAUGUGUAAACAGGAAGAAGCAAGAAGUAGAAAUUGUAGCUCUGGGAAAUGUAUGAUGUUUUGAGUGUAAAUAUAUGGCCUUUAGGAAUACGUUCAAUACCUGUAUUUUUUUUUUUUUUUUAUCAUUUAGUUCGAUUUUCUUUUUUCUUUUAAAAUAUGGUAGAGUUAUUUUAAGUAAAAGCUUAUAAAAAGUCCACGAAUUAAGUGUUAAUUGUUAUUUUCAUUUAAGUGCAACAAAUGGCACUUAAGUGUACAUUAAAUAAUUGUAAACUUGCACAGAUGUUAGAUUGCAUCAUGAAUUAUUCUUGGUUCCCUGCUGACUGCUGAGUUUAGCAUGGCAAUUUAAUAGCGUGAAGGCUAUAUUGAUGGCC